Molecule: messenger RNA, 5337 nt
Organism: Pomacea canaliculata
Lineage: Eukaryota; Metazoa; Mollusca; Gastropoda; Architaenioglossa; Ampullariidae
Exons: 13
Coding region: 3740-4525 (261 amino acids)
Source: RefSeq, a predicted model, not a curated record
ACAUGGGGUCACCUGGAACGGGUUUCAGCCGAUCGACAUCGGUGGCGGACUCUGGUUGAGGCCUUAUGUGCAACCUGAUGCACGAAGAGGAUUAGAUGGAUAGAUCAUAUCGUCUCUUCAAACGUCGUCCACAUAACUCUUAUCUGUCUGACUGCGGGUGCUAAGUUGAUGGUUGUCUUUCUGGCUGACUUGCUGUCUCCACUAAUACAAUUUUUGUUCUUCUCUCCAAGGGGCCUGCUAGGGGGAUGUUUUGUCGUCGUUAAGCCGGGUUUCGAUUGAUCCGAGACGAAAUUCGUUAUAGUGCUUCUUAUCAUCGUCAAGAAAGUAAGACCAAAAGUCUCUUGAGGUCAACAAAGAGGACUAUCGAAUCACAUACGCUGGAUAUUUUAAUACACUUUAUAAACAUAUAGCAGAGGGAAAUACAUGUAUACCAGCUAGAAGACACGAUUUUCCAGAACAUGUGGUGCGUUGGAGUUCUUUUUAUGGCUCUACACCUUACUGUAUGCGCACAGAGUAAAAAAUGUGCUCACCUGCAAUUCGACAAUUUUACAGAGAACAUUAUUUCCAUUCACGAAAAUGAUGCCAUUUAUUUGAAAUUCGGAGUAAACGAUUCAGCUUGUAGCCAGAGAAAUUACAACUACAUGAUAUCAGUGAAAACCUACAGAAGCAAUCAUUUCACCGAAGAAGAUGGAAGACUCGAGCUGCAGAAAGAUAGAUGUGAUGUGACGACAAAAGGAAAUGUCCAAUGUACUAAAUUUGAUGGAAAAGCAGAGCUUUACAGGAAAAUAAACAGGUCCCACAUAGGCAUUCAGUGGAGGCUGACGUGGCUAGAAAAUGGUCACUUCAAGGAUGUGAUAAACCGAAUGAAUCUUAAUGUUUUGUAUUCACCCAAUGUCACAAGUCUGACGGUCGAUGGCCAUGAAGUGAGCGGAGUUUAUAUAUUAAAAGAGAACCAAGAGGCUGUUGUUAACUGCUAUUUUGACCAGGGCAAUCCACCAACUACUUUCCGUCUUGUCAAUGAAAUUAGACAGGAAGUGGCGUCUUCUUCAGCAGAAAGACAUUUUACAUAUCCAGUUAGAGUUUACAGGUGUAGCCGCCCGUGGCCAAGCCUCCACUGUGAAGGGGACGGAUCCAAAGAAAACAGAUCAGUGGAAUUUCUUGUCCGAUGUAGGUACAGUAAAACUAAAUAUAUAUAUAUACAUACACAUCUGCAUGCGUCUGUGUGCACGCGCGUGUGUGAGCUUUUAACCGUUGAUCAUUUAUUGACACCACCAUUAGGUUCAUAUCAAGGGUUGGGUCAUCAAUAUUUACAAAUAUACUGGGUUGUUAAACAUUAUAAUAUUGACAAUAUGUAGUCUGGGGUUCACACGUGGUUUUGAAUUCAUUUAUCUAAGUACUAUUGUUAAAAGUUUAUAUUCUAACUGCGAAAGCCUUCUCUGAGAAGCGCAUAAGUAAUUACAGCCCAAUAACAAACGAUUGUAAGCUAACUUACCCACAACAUCACUCAUCGUAUAACAAUACAUAUUUUUGUACAUCUUGUUUCAAACCAGUACCGCACAAUUUAAAGGCUCUAUAGAGAAAGCGUGAAAUAAGCCUCAUAGGUCUCUCCAUUGAUCCCUGACACACUGCCUAAGUCUGUAGGCUGCAGAUAUUUCUAUAUCAUGGCUCAUGUGUCGUUAUACCAGAUAUUCCAAACCUGAAGUGGAUAUAAGCUGCUUUAAAACAUUUUAUUUGGUAAAAGUCAAAGUAUCGUUUGGGCUAGAGAUAGCUUUUGUAUGAUGUAUACACUUCCAAGCGUGAACCGUUCUCCACGCUCUGAAUGUCAGGUCUCCAAAAACAGUCUUUCAGUCGCUCUCAGAGUGUAGGUAUAAAUAUAUCAACACUUUCUAUUUUCAGCUGUGACCAUACAUGUCCAAAAUCAUUUACAAAUAGGAAUUUUUUCACAAGGUGCGCCAAAGUUUACUAAUUAUUGCAUAUGUAACAACAUGUAACUUUCACGUGGUAAUCGAUCAUCUGACAUAUGAAAACGUAGCCUACAUUUCAUAACCUUAUUUUGGGAUACUAUACAUAUUGUAAAUCUACCAAGAUCACCAUAAUUUUUUUUUUCUUUAGUGUAUUUAAGUCAACAAUUAAAAGUCUUAAUUUGAAAACUUAGUUUCUACAGCCAUGUCAUUUAGUUGUACAUGGUGUUAGUUUCUAUGACCUCUGAACUCUGACCUUGUACUGCUACAGUCUCUGCGCCAAAAGACCUCGAGCUUUUCAAGCUUGUCGCCGAAGACCUGGAGGGCCUGGUCUACGUCCUCUUUCAGUCUCUCAGUAACAGUUUACUAAUGGCAAAAGAUCUCAUUUCAUCUCUAACUUCUUCUACGUGGUGUUCGAUGUUUUCCUCUUUUUUGUUAAGAUUUGUCUGGAAAUAUGUUAAGAAAACACUUACAUUGGAGUUAGCCAAAGCUUCCAGUAAAGCUACACAGGGGACUGCCGAAGUGCCAAUAUGAUCACUGAGUUCCUUUCGUAAAAUUUUACAAUAUUCAACUUUUUAGACUGAAUAUUGACAUAAAAAUCAUCCUUCUAAGUAGCUUGUGACGGAGAAAGCAAUAUUUUCAACACAAUGCGCCAUAAAGAUAAGGGCUGGUCAAAAUGCACCAUGUAUUAUAGAGCGUUCAAAAAAGUGUCUGACAGCUUGUGAACACAAUUAACCCACCCCCCUGUGUGUGUGUCAGAGAGAGGGAGAUAGAGAGAGUAUGCUCGUAUUUUAUGUGUAUGCUCAGCUUGUAUGUCUGUUAGGAUGUCUGUACAGAUUGCAAAAUUGCGUUUCCGAAAGAACAAUAAUAAUUACGAUUUUGCUGUGACCUCUCAAAUUUCUAAUGUUUACGGCGAUGCUAACUACUGUUUAUAACUUCUCUAGUUAAUGAGGAAACUCGCAUCUAGAGAAGAUUAAGACUAUUCACUGCAUCUUGCGUUUCCGAUUUAUUGUUUCGGCUUAAGAAGUCACGAAGAAAGAAAAUUGCACUGAGAUCUUUUAUUCCAGUAACACAAGGUGAGGAGAGUUACACAUGGCUGUUGGUGAUUGAGAAUGAUAUGGGGAGUUUCUCUGUCGAUAUAAAACGGAAUUACGAGAUUAUUCAACGUAUACAAAAACGAGAUUUUUUUAAUGCUGCAACAUUGCUGUCAGGCUGGCUAGUAGGAUGAUUAUCUGGUUGAAUGAUUGGAUUUCUUCUUUACAAUGCAUUGUAAAUGAGAAAGGCAAGACAAAGUGUUAUUAACGUUCUAUUAUCUGGCAUCAAGAGUGAGAAAUGGACAAGGGAAGAAUACUUAAAUUAUUGUUCAGGGAUAAAACAUUUACGAAGAGUUAUAUAUUAGGGCUUACAAGGAGAAUAUGAUGCUCAGUUACAGCUGUAUCAUUGCAAAAAAGACGCAGUUCUAUCAAUCUGGGUGAGUUAAACAAUAUUGCUGCUGAUGGCAUUUAUGUCCAGCUAUGUCCAUGAUACAUUUUAUCAAAGUAUUUCUUAUUCUUCUGCUAUAGUCAGACAAGGCAGUUGCUUAAACUAAUAUGAGUCUCAGUUGUGCUGGGCGCGGGGAGGCGUGACAUCACUCAUACACCUGUCCUCUAGGCAGCCAACCAGACAUGGUUAGGCGGUGUAACACGCUUCACGAGUGAUUCUUUGCAUCAGGCCGUAACACAAGGGCCUGGACCAUCCACCGAAACUUGUACUUGCCAAUACCACCAAAGUAGAAAUAAAUGGACUCCAAAACCAAAUUUUGGACUCAUGUGCUGCUCGUCGUGUUGAUGUUUAAGCAGUCUUAUUGUGAAGGUAUCGGCUGUUACGUUAAAUUUGAUGAAAGUAACUGCAUUCUAACUAUAUACAUAAAGAGCACGGUGCAAAAGAGACAGUUCAGCAUCAUGAACAAGACAGAUUCUACGGAAGAAACCGUUUUAACGUGUCAUUUUCUGCGAGGAAAAUACCAUUGCCAGUAUGACACAGAUAAUACCCUGAUUGAAAAGUCAAACGGUGAUCUUGAGCUAAUCCCUAACAACCGUUUAUGUAUGCCUGUAUCAUUAGAAACUGACGAAGGUGAACAACAAUCUGCGAAGUGUAAUGUUUCUCUAGAAGAAAGCAAGGAAAAGAAAACUUAUAACGUGACUAAUGAUGCAACUUCAAGAAUCAUUACUAGCUCCUACGGAAAUAAAGACAACCCCGUCACGUCUUUUGUUGUUAUUGCCGCCUGUGUUUUAUGUACUUCACUGUCAAUAGCAUUUCUCAAAAUACGUCCUUUCAGAGCAAGAAACAGGAAUGAUGAAGAAAAUGGACAACAAUCAGAUGGGCCGAUAGUUGCGGGAGCUCGGGUUGAGAGUACGGUGAUAAACCCUUUAUUCACAACCCAACCGGCCGUAACAAUCACAGCUCAAGAAUCUUUGCUCUCAGCUGCAGAACACAUGUCCGAUGAAGAGGACAAUGUUCAUCGAGCGAUGCUAAAAAAACUGGAUUGGAAACAAGAUGAGAGGCAGGAUGGAGGAAACGACUAACGUCGUGCUGGGGAUACGUCUCCACCACCAACAACCCAGUGGACAACUUCUUCACGUUAGUCAUCCAUCAUUUCUUUGGCUUUGCCUCGGCAACGACUGCUUUCAACGUAGCCAUCGAAAACAUUUCCUCCUUAUUGUCUGCCGUUUCUCCCUGUAUGGAUUUUUGUAUUAAGGGCCACUAGUCUGAUGGUCAUAGAUAUGUAUUUGUAUACGAACAUUUUUAGAAAGUAAGCGGUUUUGCGACUACGCUGAUGGCCAUAUAUUAUAUGUAGCUGUAUGAGGACAUUUUCGAAGGCGAGUGGUUUCGUGACCAGUCUGAUCAUAGAUAUGUGUUUCUAUAAUGAUAUUUUUUUAGAAACUGAGCAGUUUGGGGAUAGCCGCCUGUUGAUUGAAUGGAUUGUUUUUUCUACAAGCUUCUAAGUAUUCUACGUAUUCUUAGCAGUCUACAUAGUCUACGUAUUCUAAUUUUUUUUCUACUUCUACUUGUUCAUCUUCUUGAUGUUUUUUUUUGCUUAUCCAUCUGAUAUUGUUUCUUCAUAUUCUUUUCGUGUUUUUGCUUUAUUGACAUGUGUUCGUAUGCUUUAAUUUACAGUGGAACCUCAGUUAACGAGCACAAUCCGUUCUGCAAAGUUGUUCGUUAUCUGAAAUGUUUUUCCCAUAAGAAAUAAAGGAAAAAGAUUUCAUUGGUUCCCAGUUCCCGUUGACUCACUAAUUUUUGAAAGUUACAGGCUAUAUUAGUAUAUAGGUAUUUUUUAAAUGAGAACAGUUAUAAUACAAUAUAAAUGGAGUUUAAUAAAUAUAAAAACAUUAAC